Polypterus senegalus (gray bichir) is the source of this 3138-nucleotide messenger RNA. RefSeq names its product recombination signal binding protein for immunoglobulin kappa J region b (gene rbpjb). The record is from RefSeq and is a predicted model, not a curated record. Gene Ontology annotation, molecular function: RNA polymerase II cis-regulatory region sequence-specific DNA binding; DNA-binding transcription activator activity, RNA polymerase II-specific. Gene Ontology annotation, biological process: Notch signaling pathway; regulation of transcription by RNA polymerase II. The transcript has 11 exons. NCBI's taxonomy places the organism in Eukaryota, Metazoa, Chordata, Cladistia, Polypteriformes, Polypteridae. Gene Ontology annotation, cellular component: MAML1-RBP-Jkappa- ICN1 complex; nucleus. The coding region runs from base 677 to 2077 and encodes 466 amino acids.
AAAAAAAAAGCAGGAAUCAGGUGUCACAAUAUAGUAUUGUAUAUUAUUAGUAUUAUAAACAUUUUCAGCUUCUGUGUUUUUUAUAAUUUGAAAGUACACCAUACUAUCUACUUUGUUCAAAAAAUCUUUGAAACUUUUAAUUGUUUAAAGAUGAAUAUUAUAAUGUUUAAAGAAACAAGUUUUCUCUACAAUGUUCACUUUCAGUUGCUACUGUUGUAAUUUUUAGGAUAUGAGUAAAAAAAUUAUUAAAUUGGUCACUAACAUACAUAUUUACAUUUUUCUGAACUCCAGUGUAUCAGUCACUGUACUAAUGUAAUAUUGUGCUUUCUUUUCUGGGGUAGAGUUUGUAAGUACAUUUUUUACAGGGAAGUAGCUCAGAGAUCCUUUACUACAUUAAAUAAAAUCACUAAUAAUCAUUACUCAUUGGUUGCUUUUGGUAUUCUGUUUGACCGUAGGUUGAAAAUUAAAGUAAUUUCCUGUUUUAAUACAUCAGCAUUGUCUUGUUGGAUGGGUCAUCCUUUUCAAAGAUAGUUGAAAAUAUCACAAAAUGUAAUUGACUUUCAAUUGGGAACAAGCACACAAAAAAGAGGAAGAAACAUUACAGACUGUGUAAGUCUGUUGCAGGAAACAGAAUUUUGGUGAGGGACCUCAGCCUCAGCGCUUGACCAGAGAAGCAAUGCGAAAUUAUUUGAAGGAACGGGGGGAUCAAACAGUCCUAAUUCUUCAUGCAAAAGUUGCACAGAAGUCAUAUGGAAAUGAAAAAAGGUUUUUCUGUCCACCACCUUGUGUAUACCUAAUGGGAAGUGGGUGGAAGAAAAAGAAAGAUCAAAUGGAAAGAGAUGGCUGCUCUGAACAGGAAUCUCAGCCAUGUGCAUUCAUUGGAAUUGGUAACAGUGACCAAGAAAUGCAACAGUUAAAUCUUGAAGGAAAGAAUUAUUGCACAGCCAAAACUUUGUACAUAUCUGACUCUGACAAAAGAAAGCACUUCAUGUUAUGUGUAAAAAUGUUUUAUGGUAAUAGUGAUGACAUUGGUGUGUUCUUCAGCAAAAGAAUUAAAGUAAUUUCCAAACCUUCCAAAAAGAAGCAGUCACUGAAAAAUGCAGACUUAUGUAUUGCAUCAGGUACAAAGGUGGCUUUGUUUAAUCGACUUCGCUCUCAAACAGUCAGUACGAGAUAUUUGCAUGUUGAAGGUGGAAACUUUCAUGCCAGCUCACAGCAGUGGGGAGCUUUUUACAUACAUCUCUUGGAUGAUGAAGAAUCUGAAGGAGAAGAAUUCACAGUACGAGAUGGUUACAUACACUAUGGACAAACUGUUAAACUUGUUUGUUCAGUUACUGGCAUGGCACUUCCCCGUUUGAUAAUUCGUAAAGUGGAUAAACAAACAGCAUUGUUAGAUGCAGAUGACCCUGUAUCUCAGCUUCAUAAGUGCGCUUUUUAUCUGAAGGAUACAGAAAGAAUGUACUUGUGCCUUUCUCAGGAGAGGAUAAUCCAAUUUCAGGCCACUCCAUGUCCAAAAGAACCAAACAAAGAGAUGAUAAAUGAUGGAGCCUCUUGGACAAUCAUUAGCACAGACAAGGCUGAAUACACCUUCUAUGAGGGGAUGGGCCCUGUACAUGCACCAGUUACUCCAGUGCCAGUUGUAGAAAGCUUACAGUUAAAUGGUGGUGGUGAUGUGGCAAUGCUGGAACUCACUGGGCAAAACUUUACUCCAAACCUCCGUGUCUGGUUUGGAGAUGUAGAAGCUGAAACAAUGUACAGGUGUGCUGAGAGCAUGCUGUGUGUUGUUCCAGAUAUCUCUGCAUUCCGUGAGGGAUGGAGAUGGGUGCGUCAACCAGUUCAGGUUCCUGUUACUUUGGUUCGAAAUGAUGGGAUUAUCUACUCCACCAGCCUUACUUUCACAUACACACCAGAGCCUGGUCCUCGACCGCACUGCAAUGCUGCAGGAGCCAUUCUUCGAGCAAACUCAAGCCUGAUGAUGACAUCUAAUGAAACCAGUUUAAAUAAUGAUGGAACUUAUGCAAAUGUCACCACAAAUCCUACCAAUGUCACAUCAUCAGCGGCAACAGUAGUAUCUUAACCUACAAACUGUCACAAAAGACUUCAAACUGACUAAGUGCUGCAAAAAGACAAAAAAUGAGCUGUAAUCUUCAAACCCAUUUUUUUUGGAAUCAUAGGGGCACACCUGUUUGGUUUACUCUUAUGGAACGUUUGAACAGAUUACAUAAAAAGACUCAAGAUUCUUCGGCCAAGCAGAAAAAAACUUUAUUAAAGAAAAGUCUAUUUUUCACAGUUUUUUUUUUUUUGUUUUGUUUUGUUUUGUUUUAUUUGUAUUUUUGUUUGCCUUUUUUUUGUAAAGGGGCAAUAUGUAUUAAUGUUUGUGGGGUAUGGAGGUUUGCAAAAGUAAAUGACUGCAUAUAAAACAGUAACAUAGUUUUUAUGGACCAAGGAUCUUAUAUAAGCUUUAGCAAAGGUACAUUUUCACCCUACCUUUUUGUAUUAAACAUAUAGUACACUUUUGUUACCAAAUAGUUUAUAUUUUUCCGCUGAGCUUUUGCUCUGAAGUAUAUUCAGGUUCUUGGCCUGACUUUGCUCGUAUAUUACAGCUACAUUUUCCAGUAAUCCCAUUUUAUUUUGGUUUGUGGCUGGAAUUAUGCGUUUUAUUUUUUAGUAUACUGAAUGUUUAUUUGUUUCAGUGCAGUAGGACCUCAUUUGACUUGUUUAUUUUCACUUAUAUGAAGUGUUUUAAAAGAAAGCUUUAAGUACUAAAUCUGCCCUGCCGGCAAUACACAGCACAUGUUACCUUAUGCAGUACUACUGCUUUGCAUUUUCUUGUACUCUUACUUGGGACCAGUUUUGGUUCCAUGAGGUUCUUCCUUUCUCUGGUUUCUUUUUUAUUUAUUUUAUUUUUUUAUUUAGACCAUGAAGUUUGGUCAUUUGUGAAAUUCAAAAAAGUAUUUACAGCAAUUCUUUCCUUGGGCAUUUUGAGUCCCAGCAAUAAUGCGUGUUUUUUAUUUGUACACUUGAUUUCAGGUUUCACUUUUUUGUCUAAAGGAUUGCAAAAGUUAAUUUCACUGUAAUUUUAGGAUUUAUGUGAUCAGUUAUUUUAGUGUUGUCCUUAUACGCAUAUAUAAAGGCAGA